CUCUUCCUAGGCCGGCGCUGAGCGAGGUAGGUGCUCGGGCCUCUCUCGGGCCUGGGCGCCGGCGGUUCUUUUUACCCUUCCGCCGCAGUAAUACGGCGCCGGCUGCCGAGUGGCGCGUCCCGGAGCCCCGUCGGAGGGGGAUGUCUCCGAUUACCGCCUGCCUGAGGCCCGAUGGUCGCGGGGCUCCGGGAUCUGGGGGAAGGGAACUGCCGGGGUUCUCCGCCUCUCUCCCCUGGUCGCGCCCUGAAGGAGGCCGCGGUUGCGGAGCUGUAGGCCGCAGGGCUGGACCAGGGAGCUGGGGCUGAGGUGCGGAUCCUCGGUGCCGGGAAGGACGCCCUGCUCGGCGACACGUGGGCUCCGUGAGCGGCCGGCCCGCUGCUGGGACCUUGCUGGAGCGUAGAGCACACGCGGAGUGCCGCGCAGAGGACACGUUCCCAGUGGCAAUUGAGACGUUCUUUUGCAUUGCAGAAAGGCCAUGUUCAGCUCAAGUGCAAAGAUUGUGAAGCCUAAUGGUGAAAAGCCAGAUGAGUUCGAGUCUGGUAUAUCCCAGGCUCUCCUGGAGUUGGAGAUGAACUCUGACUUAAAGGCUCAGCUGCGGGAGUUGAACAUCACAGCAGCUAAGGAAAUUGAAGUAGGUGGUGGCAGGAAAGCCAUCAUUAUCUUCGUACCAGUUCCUCAGCUGAAAUCUUUCCAGAAGAUUCAGGUGCGGCUAGUUCGAGAGCUGGAGAAGAAAUUCAGUGGAAAGCAUGUGGUGUUCAUUGCUCAGAGAAGGAUUCUGCCCAAGCCAACGAGAAAAAGUCGCACAAAAAACAAGCAAAAACGUCCCAGGAGCCGUACGCUUACUGCAGUGCACGAUGCCAUUCUUGAAGAUCUGGUCUUCCCAAGUGAAAUUGUGGGCAAGAGAAUCCGUGUAAAACUGGAUGGCAGCAGGCUCAUAAAAGUCCAUUUGGACAAAGCACAACAGAAUAAUGUUGAACACAAGGUGGAAACAUUUUCUGGUGUCUACAAGAAGCUCACAGGCAAAGAUGUGGUGUUUGAGUUUCCAGAAUUCCAGCUGUAAAGUACAAAAGAUGGCUGAAUAAACAACUGUUCAUAUAA
Molecule: messenger RNA, 1098 nt
Organism: Gallus gallus (chicken)
Lineage: Eukaryota; Metazoa; Chordata; Aves; Galliformes; Phasianidae
Gene: RPS7
Product: ribosomal protein S7
Exons: 7
Coding region: 476-1060 (194 amino acids)
Biological process (GO): translation; ribosomal small subunit biogenesis; rRNA processing
Cellular component (GO): cytosolic small ribosomal subunit; 90S preribosome; ribosome
Molecular function (GO): structural constituent of ribosome
Source: RefSeq, a predicted model, not a curated record